AGGAGACACUCAUACAAGACAAGUUUAGAGGAAACACCUGGAACGAGACACUGAGGACAAACCUCACCCUUCUUUUAUUCAAGUCUUCCUGUGCUGGAGGAUGAGCGCUGUCUUUGCUAAACUGGACCCCAGGAGAAUUGAGUGGGAGUCGUCCUGGUAUGGACUCCACUCUCGAAUCCUGCGCACUAAACCUGUGGACUCCAUGCAGGAGGGCUCAGAUGACCUGCACGGCACCAGGCUCGCCCGUGUGCUCACUACAGUGGAUCUGGUGUCACUCGGGGUGGGCAGCUGUGUGGGCACUGGCAUGUAUGUGGUCGCUGGGCUUGUGGCUAAGGAAAUGGCAGGACCUGGAGUGAUCUUGUCCUUCAUCAUUGCAGCUGUGGCAUCCAUUCUGUCAGGUGUCUGCUAUGCUGAGUUUGGUGUGAGAGUGCCUAAGACAACAGGCUCCGCCUACACGUACAGUUAUGUCACAGUGGGAGAAUUUGUGGCCUUUUUCAUUGGCUGGAAUCUCAUUCUGGAGUAUUUGAUUGGCACAGCAGCGGGGGCCAGUGCUCUGAGCAGCAUGUUCGACUCUUUAGCCAAUCACACCAUCAGCCGCUACAUGAUCAACCAUCUUGGCACAAUGAAUGGCCUGGGUAAGGGAGAGGAAUCUUAUCCAGACCUGCUGGCUCUGCUGAUUGCUAUGGUGGUGACGGUGAUCGUGGGUUUUGGGGUGAAAAACUCUGUGAGCUUCAAUAAUGUGUUGAAUGUUGUUAACCUGGUCGUGUGGGUCUUUAUGGUGCUUGCUGGACUGUUUUUCCUUUCUGGAGCCAACUGGGAAGAUGGGAGGUUUCUGCCUUAUGGCUGGUCAGGGGUCAUGCAAGGAGCUGCGACCUGUUUCUAUGCCUUCAUUGGUUUUGAUAUUAUCGCCACCACAGGAGAAGAGGCCAAGAGCCCUGACACUUCUAUUCCGUAUGCCAUAACCGCGUCUCUCGUCACCUGUCUCACAGCCUACGUCUCUGUGAGUGUGAUUCUGACGCUGUUGGUGCCAUUUAACCGGAUUGAUGGCGAUGCCCCGCUGAUGGAGAUGUUUGCCAUUCACGGCUUCCUGGCAGGGAAGUAUAUUGUAGCUGUGGGCGCUGUUGCAGGACUCACUGUCAGCCUGCUGGGAUCUCUCUUCCCUAUGCCCAGAGUCAUCUAUGCCAUGGCAGGAGAUGGGCUGCUUUUCAGGUUCCUGUCCUUUGUGAGUCCGCACACCGAGACGCCUGUGCUGGCCUGUGCUGUGUCAGGCUCUCUGGCUGCUCUGUUGGCUCUUCUGGUGAGUCUGAGGGACCUGAUCGAGAUGAUGUCCAUCGGCACGCUGCUGGCCUACACACUGGUGUCAGUAUGUGUGCUGCUUCUGCGAUAUCAGCCCGACAGAGACAGCUUCACCAGUUUCCUUACUGAAGAGGAAGAGGAGGAGCGGAAGAGGAAGGAGGAAAUGAUGGCAGCUAGUGAGAAGGACAUGAACUCACCUGACGGAGAAGAGUACACCGACAACCCCUGUGGGUCCAAGAACCUCCCCUCCAAAGGAGACGAUGAAACUCUGAUCGAAAAAUCAGACUCUGGAGGUUACCAGUCGGAUAGUUCUGGCUACGGUGUUGGAGAUAAUGGCACUGAGGUGGACGACUCCAAUAGUCUCUUGAAACGCAUUUUGGGGUCUCAUUAUUAUACUAUACGGAUGCGUUUGGGACUUCCAAACUUGGGCGAUAGGCCCACUCCUGCAACAGGACGUACUGUUACUUCCUGUGUCCUCCUUUUCUUCAUCUUGACCUUCUUUCUCUGGACGCUUGUCAUCUAUGGUUUCGACCAGGUCUCAGGAGGAGCUCGUUGGGCAAUAUUACCUUUUAUAAUGACUAUAGUUGUCCUCAUGGUUACUUUGGUUAUUAUUAUUCUCCGGCAGCCCGAGAGCCCUAAAAAGCUGCCCUACAUGGCGCCCUGUGUGCCCUUUGUGCCCAUCGCUGCCAUGCUGGUGAACAUUUACCUCAUGCUCAAACUCUCCAGCAUCACCUGGGUGCGCUUUGUGGUGUGGUGCUCACUAGGUGUGUUGAUCUAUUUUAGCUACGGGAUGUGGAACAGCUCGCUGGAACUCAGCGCUAGAGAGGAAGCGGCUCACGCCAGCUCCUACCAGAGGUAUGACACAGAGGUGGACGACAGCUUCAAUGUCGAUGAAGACCUCCCUCCUCAGGAGGACGAAGAGGACGGACAGUACCAGGGCUGGGCGGCUGAGGAGUAUGACAAUCAGAAACAUUACCAGAGAUCGUCCAACAGUCACACUUACAGAAGCAAAGGCAGGACCAAUAAAGGCUUUGAGGAGCUGGUCAAUGAAGAGUAUUCACCUGAGUGAGCAAUAUACACUAAACUACUGUCGCAGUGGAGGUUUGAUUUGGGUGCCCACGAUUUUGGCAAAUAGAAUAUGUUCCUAGGUCAAUGCAACAAUACUGUAAUAAGUACUAAAGACAAAAUGUGCAUUAUGACAAUAAAUUAGAUAAUUUUAAUUAAAAUACCCUGUUGAUAAUAUAUGUUUAAAGUCAGAAUGAGAUGGAAGCGACAUCGGAGUGACAUCGGAGUGAACUGAAAAUCAUUUAAGGAAAUUUGAUUAAAAAAGUAAAACAAAAAACAUGAUGCACGGAUAAAUUGUUUACAAGAAGAUCAUUAAGAAUUUACAUUUCAUGCUUACUUUAAAACAAUUUAUUUUUUUAUUAAUUUAUUUAAUAAAUUAGUGUCACAUGGCAAUAUGAAUUUAAACAAUAUUUUUGUCAAAAGACAAAAACUAUUACUAAACAAAUCCAUUAUUAAAAUCAGUAAAAAAAAAAAAAAAAAAAAAACUGUUUAAUGUUAGUAUGUGCUUGUCUGAGAGGAACAAAUGUCAGUCCAGGAACACAUUCUACUUGACAAAAUCAGUCACUGAAGGAUUUUCUAGAUUUGAAGGUGUUCUUUAAUGUCUCUCUAAUUAUUAAAACAUUUUGUGUGUAUUUCUUAGUGAACUGAAAAAUAUUUGUUCUAGAACAGGUACUUGUAAAAAUGCAUUUGCACCUUGUGACAGAUAAGCAAUUAUCUAGAGGGAUAUUUAGACCGUUUUUUUUUUUUUUUUAAUUGAGGCUUCAUAAGUGCCUUUAAAUAGCCGCUCCUUAAUGUUAUUCUACUUAAAUCAAAUAUAUGCUUACUUAGAUAUUUAACAGAGUUAGUUUUUUUUUCUCAUGUGAGCUGCUGUUACAGUGUUGAUUUUAAAUUCACUUUUUCAUCAUACUUCGAUCCUAAAAGCAGGGCCUUUGUCUUCUCCUUAUAAAUACUCAGGAAGACUCUUAAAAGCAGCAACUCAUGCAAGUUGUCACGACAUGAGCAGAAACCCUCUGUAGAUGCACUGAGUGGACUUUUCACCUUGCAUCUUCUCCACAGCUGUGUUUGAUCUAAAAUCUCAAGCUCUCCCUUGAAUUUCAGGGGGAAAUAUUAUGAUUGGCUCCUUGUGAAAGCUU
Carassius gibelio (silver crucian carp) is the source of this 3494-nucleotide messenger RNA. RefSeq names its product solute carrier family 7 member 14b (gene slc7a14b). Gene Ontology annotation, cellular component: plasma membrane. The transcript is spliced from 7 exons. Bases 101 to 2365 code for a protein of 754 amino acids. Gene Ontology annotation, molecular function: amino acid transmembrane transporter activity. Lineage: Eukaryota; Metazoa; Chordata; Actinopteri; Cypriniformes; Cyprinidae. Gene Ontology annotation, biological process: transmembrane transport; amino acid transport. The record is from RefSeq and is a predicted model, not a curated record.